Molecule: messenger RNA, 2676 nt
Organism: Panicum hallii
Lineage: Eukaryota; Viridiplantae; Streptophyta; Magnoliopsida; Poales; Poaceae
Exons: 4
Coding region: 41-1882 (613 amino acids)
Source: RefSeq, a predicted model, not a curated record
UCGAUCUCCUCCUCCACUCCACCGCCACCGCCCGACCCCAAUGGCGUCGCCUCGCCGACGCUCCCUCCCCCUCCGCUUCUUGCUCAUCAUCAUCCCCGUUCCCCUCUUCCUCGUCUUCCUCCUCCACCACCGCUCCACUCAUCCCACCACCUCGCUCCUACGCACCGCCGACUCCGGCCCCAGCCCCGACCCCCGCCGCUUCUCCCUCCUCAUCAAGCUCCUCGCCUACGACCGUCCCACCGCACUCCGCCGCUGCCUCCGCUCCCUCGCCGCCGCGGACUACGACGGUGACCGCGUCGCGCUCCACGUCCUCCUUGACCACCGCCCGCCCAACUCCUCGCUGUCCUCCCUCGCCGCCUCGCACGAGAUCCUUGACUUCGUCGACGCGUUCCCGUGGCCGCACGGCGAGAAGCGCGUGCACUACCGCGCCGCCAACGCGGGGCUCCAGGCGCAGUGGAUCGAGGCGUGGUGGCCUGGCUCGGACGACGAGUUCGCCUUCGUCGUCGAGGACGACCUCCAGGUCUCGCCGCUCUACUACAGAUUCCUCAAGCGGGUCGUCAUGAAGUACUACUACGACCGUGAGAACUACAGCCCCUACGUGUUCGGCGCGUCGCUGCAGCGACCUCGGUUUGUUGCAGGUAAACAUGGAAACAAGAUACAGCUGGACAGUGAGACUCGGCUUUUCUUGUAUCAGAUGGUAGGUACCUGGGGCCAACUUCUCUUUCCAAAACCAUGGAAAGAAUUUCGACUAUGGUACGAUGAACACAAAGCCAAAGGACUCAAGCCUAUUCUCCAAGGCAUGAAAACUACAGGAUGGUAUAAAAAGAUGGGUGAGAGAAUAUGGACCCCUUGGUUCAUUAAAUUUGUGCACUCACGAGGAUACUUCAAUAUCUACACAAACUUCCUGAAGGAAAGGGCCCUCAGUGUCUCUCAUAGGGAUGCAGGUGUGAACUAUGGGAAAAGUGUUGGGCCAGAUUCUACUUUGUUGGAUGGGAAGAAGCUUGAUUUCAAUUUAUGGGAAUUGCAGCAUCUAAAGAAGCUAAGGUGGUAUGAUUUUUGCUUUGAUGAAGUUCUUCCAGGAAGAGUUGUUAGAAAAGUUAGUGAACUUGUUUCUAUGCUCAAAUCAGUGCAACUAAAAAGUACUGUUGUACUUAUAAGUUUGUACUCAGUAGAAGAGAGAUUUGCAAGAAACUUGAUUUGCCAUCUUGACAAGGCAGACAUGCAGAACUACAUUUUCCUUGGUGAUGAUUCAGAGUUUCUGGAUGAUAUUGCUCAUAGAGGAUAUCCCGUCAUUAAUGGCAUUGGAUUUCUUCAGAGCAUCAAAAUGAGUGGUUUUGUGGGCUCUGAUGAUUUUGCUAAGCAAACAUUGGUUAAAUCUCAUGUGAUAAAAGCUUGCUUGGACCUAGGCUAUAAUCUAUGGCUGCUAAACGGGAAUCUGAUUUCACUUGGCACUAAGUUGAUUGAACCAUCAGAUCAGUCAGCUGACUUCUUUACUGCAGAUGUAGGGUUGGUAUUUAUAAGGAGCUCACUAGAGUCGAAAAAAGCAUGGAGUGAACUUACUAUGUCGAGAGUUCAAACGAUGUGUACUUCUAGUGAUUUUUCUGCUUCCCUGAAACAGAAGAGUUUUGUUCAUAUACUGACCGAAGUGUUGGCAAGCAGUGCUCGUGCUAGACUGGGAAAACUGGAUGAGGGGAUCCGAGUUAUUGAAUUAGGGCCUAACACCUCAAGCAAAUCAAUAUCAGAAGGUCAAAGUAAUGUACUUUUCUGGUCUCACAGUAUGGCUUCGGAUUCAGUUCAAAAGCAACUUGAAAAUAUGGAUUUAUGGUUGAUUGACUCAGAUUCGUCUUGUAGCGCUGUUGUUUGUCACCAAAAGCAGAGGUAGCCUUUGUUGUUUUGGCACAUUACUUUUUCUCCCCAGAAAAACAUUGAUGUGUCCUCAAAGGGGUCCAAGCAAACAGGGUGCUUUGCUCCUACUUUGCAAAACAUGUGAUGACAUUUACCUUAGGAUGCUGCAGGAUCAGAUUAUAUGACCUUGAAGCUGUGCAAUCAAAUGUGUCUGUUGUUGAUUACAGUUGGUUAUGCCACUGAAGAUAACCAUUUUGGAGUUCUGCUUCUGUCAUGAACUAUGUGCCGAACAAGCUAUAACUUUAAGGUCUUGUAUACCUGGAUGUUUUAUUGGUUUGGUGAGGGUAAAGUAUUUAGUUGGCUAAGCAGCUAAUUCAACUCAUGGGGAUAGUUUUGGGUAUGCUAUUGAUGCUGUGGACCACGUCGAUUGCAAUGCCCCAACUACGAUCCCUGCAGCACUAAAUCAUGGGAGGCUGAAACCGAUAUGCUCAGAGCAAUGACAUUGCAAAGGAUCCAGAGCACGCGAUGCCACUCCUACGGGACAGAUUUAACGGAGGGGGAGAGAAUCCCCACCUGAUUCAUUCAUUCAUUCAUUCGGCCCUAAAAGACCUGAUUGUUUACAAAGGCUACAAUUUUUGAAAGGCUUACAUUGCCAAAGAAAAGAUUGAGCACCAGUGCACCACUGAUCACCCAGAAGAUAACUGUGGCACGGUACCAUUCAGCAUCAUUUGGUGUCAUUAGCAGAAAAGUGAUCAUUUACAUGAAUUUGGUCUUCUUACAUGUACUGCAACAGUUUUCUGAUGAAAGAAAAUCUUGCAGCUUGUUUUUUUA